AUGGCAAAAUCAGUCGUCAACGAGAAACAAAAUGCGGAUUUCUCCGCUGAAGACGUCUCAUCCGCAACAGAGGUGUCUCAGGAUGCCAAGCCAUCCGCUCAAGACGAUGAGGAGGUCUACACCAUCUUCAGCAAGAAGGCCAAAAUAUUGAUCGUCAUGACCGCGUCCUUUGCCGGCUUGUUCUCGCCAUUGUCCGCCAACAUCUAUCUCCCCGCGCUCGACACCCUGGCCGAUGAGCUCCACGUGAGCGACACCUUGAUAAACCUGACUGUGACAACAUACAUGAUCUUCCAAGGCCUAGCACCAGCCAUUUUUGGAGGACUCGCAGACAGUGCGGGUCGACGCCCCGCAUACAUCAUCUGCUUCACGAUCUAUAUCGCGGCCAACAUCGGACUCGCUCUCCAACGGAACUACGCCGCCCUGCUCGUCUUACGCUGCCUCCAAAGCACCGGUAGUAGCAGCACUAUUGCUCUGGCCAAUGCCAUCGUCGCAGACGUGGUCACCUCCGCCGAACGCGGCCUCUACAUCGGAUACUCUUCCGCGGGCAGCGUCCUCGGACCCUCCAUCGGCCCCAUCAUCGGGGGAAUCCUAACGCAAUACCUAGGAUGGCCGUCCACAUUUUGGUUCCUGACCAUUUGUGCGGGUGUAUUUCUCAUUCCCCUCGUUAUUUUCCUCCCUGAAACUGCCCGCAAGAUCGUAGGGAACGGCUCCCGCCCCCCACCACUAUGGAACCUGUCCGUCCUCCAACUCAUCGCCCGGCGUAAAUCUGUUGAACCGACUGCACCACCAGUCAAAACCCGCAUGCACUUCCCCAACCCCCUUACUACCCUCGCCAUCAUUGCCGAAAAAGAAGUUUUCAUGAUCCUGCUCGGAAACAGCCUCGCUUUCGCAGGCUACUACGCCGCGUCCACGAGCGUAACCUCCCAAUUCGGCAGCAUUUACGGCUUCAACGACGUGCAAAUCGGGCUGUGCUUUAUCCCGGUAGGAAUCGGGUGCUUAGUAGCAGCCUACACGCAAGGCUUAAUAGCAGACUGGAACUACCGGCGCCACGCGCGACGGCUCGGAAUCACGGUCUCCAAAACCCACCGCCAGAGUCUGGACAAUUUCCCCAUAGAGCGCGUUCGCACGGAAAUUGUGUUUCCCAUGGUCGUCAUCGAAGUCGUGAGCAUGAUCGCCUACGGCUGGGUCCUCCACUACGAGACUAACCUCGCUGGGCCGUUAAUCCUGCUCUUCUUCAUCGGGUACACCUCCAGCGCGGUCCUGAAUAUCAUGAGCGUUUUGAUGGUGGAUAUUUACCCCGAGAGUCCGGCCACGGCCACGGCAGCGAAUAAUAUUACGCGGUGUUGGCUGGGGGCCUGUGCGACGGCGGUGAUUCUUCCCAUGAUCGAGGGAAUUGGGAGGGGGUGGGCGUUCACGGUCGUUGGGCUUUUUGUGCUCUUGUGUAUGCCGGCGUUCAUGGUGGUGUGGAAAUGGGGCCAUGAGUGGCGGAAUCAGAGACAUCGGAGGGAGGAGACGGUCUCGGAGAAUGCUCACUAA
Molecule: messenger RNA, 1536 nt
Organism: Aspergillus heteromorphus CBS 117.55
Lineage: Eukaryota; Fungi; Ascomycota; Eurotiomycetes; Eurotiales; Aspergillaceae
Product: MFS transporter
Exons: 2
Coding region: 1-1536 (511 amino acids)
Biological process (GO): transmembrane transport
Molecular function (GO): transmembrane transporter activity
Source: RefSeq, a predicted model, not a curated record